Parasteatoda tepidariorum (common house spider) is the source of this 393-nucleotide messenger RNA. The record is from RefSeq and is a predicted model, not a curated record. Lineage: Eukaryota; Metazoa; Arthropoda; Arachnida; Araneae; Theridiidae.
AUGGCUGCUGUAUCUGGUGUUUUCUCUGACCUCUUUUCCUUCUACGCAUCUGCCGGGAAAUUCAAAACGGCCUUUGAUGGCGAAGUACAUGCUAUAUAUAUUGCAUUGAAACAACUGUUGGCUAUCCAUUCAAAAUUUGGAAAAGUUGUAUUGCUGUCAGAUUCCCAGGCUGCAAUCCAGGCGAUCGGCUCACAGGGAGACACUUUGUCGGAUGAAGUGCUUCAGUGUCGGAGACUUACCAGACUUUUGACACUAAAAAGCAAAAGAGUAGUCAUCCAGUGGAUUCCCAGCCAUUGUAACAUCUAUGGUAGCGAGCAAGCUGGCGCUUUCUUGCUUGCAAGGGAACACAAAUCCUUCAACCAAGUUGCUCUGAAUUGUCAUACCAUUCCAUAA